Messenger RNA from Symbiodinium sp. CCMP2592, 1941 nucleotides. The record is from the annotation of a GenBank genome assembly. Lineage: Eukaryota; Dinophyceae; Suessiales; Symbiodiniaceae.
AUGCUUCUUGCCAGGGCCUUGCUGGAUUUGAAGCAGCGCCUUGCUGGCAGCAUCAUCGUGGCUGCCCACUCAGGUCAACUAGAGCAGGCGGCCAAGGUGCUAGCCGAGGAUGCAGCAGCCAAGAAGAUCCAGGCCCUGCAGCGAGGCAAGUCUGCCCGAACUUUGGUGCAGCAGGAAAAGGCGGAGAAGGUGGAGGCGGCCACAAAAAUCCAGGCUGUGCAGCGCGGGAAGAAGACCCGAGAGGACCUGCAGGUGGAAGGGUCGAAUGAUCCAGUUGCAAAGGAGGUGCCGCCUGAAGAGACAAUUGGGACUGGCCCAGCUGUUGCAGCUCAGCAGGAGUACCAUGAGUUCUUGAGGCAGAGGCUGGCCGGCUUGCUUUCCACAGCGGCUCAGGAUGGAAGCCUCCAGGAGGCCUUAGCCGGUGCCAAUCCCACCGACGAGUCGGAGGACGCAACGCCUAAGCCGCCGGAGAUGCCCGAGGACGAGAAGGACAUCCUGCGUGCUCAGCUGGAGUCCAGCCUGGUUCGAGGAGGUUUGCAGCAGGCGCUGGCCGCCGAAGAAACCGACUUCGAAGAAGUUCGGUUGCAGCUUCAGUCCUCCAUGCUGCAAGCAAUGUCCGAUGGCUCUCUAGAGGGAGCCUUGAAGACUGCGUUUGCAUUCCACGUCGCUGACGAGGAUGCCGUGACAAUUGUCGCGGAGCAGCCCGACAUGUCGGGUGACGUCGCCACCUUGGCUGAUGCAGACGAGGAGGCUUUUGAGCUGGAGAAGCUCAAGGAGCGAAUCGCGCAGAAGAUGCUGGCUGCCAGCUUGGAUGGAUCGCUUCAGGCAGCGCUUGAUGCAUUUCAGCGUCCCAAGAAGCACGUGGAUGAAAUACGUGCGAAGCUCGCCGAUCAGCUCCUGGAUUCUCUGAACAACGGCUCCUUAGAAAAGGCCUUGGCUCCCCUCGCCAACGACAAAGACGAGCUGAAGCCUGCAGCGGAUGCAGCGGCAGCCCCUUGCGGGCCAAGCGGUUGCGACGAGGAUUUGCGUCAACGUAUCGCUUCUCAGCUGGAGGACGCUUUGACAGAUGGCUCCUUGGAGUCCGCUCUGCAGGCGUGCAUCGUUCCGAAGCAGGACCUCCAGCCGAAGCAACCACCCGAGGAACACGUGGACAUCGAGAUGCUGCGACAAAAGCUGGCCCAUCGCUUUGAGGUCUCGGUGGCUGAUGGCUCCUUGGAGGCUGUGCUCGCCGAGCAGUCAAAGGCAGUUGCGGCGGCUGCAAACCAGGAUCUGCGGGAGAAGGUGGGUGCCCAGAUGCUAGCGGCCUUCAACGACGGAUCGCUUGAAGCCGCCUUGGAGGCGAAUGUAGAAGCUGAAGAGACUGACUCGGAGCGCCUGAGAUCGAAGUUGGCGACGUCCUUGUCUCAGUCCUUCUUGGAUGGAUCCUUAGAGAUGGCCCUCAGCGCCAGCCUUCCGGAGAUCGAUUCUUCCAAUCUGCAGGUCGCGAAGCCAGCGAGGCAGUCGCGUCCACCUUCGGCACAAACCAUGAGCAGUGCGGUCGGUCUCCUUCACGUGCUCUCCAGCUAUGAUCGUCGCAUUGGAAAGAUCGCCGCAUCAAUAGAAGCUGCAGAGCAUGCAAUCCGGGAUCGGAUCCAGCAGACAGAGAUGCUUCAGGUGCAGCUCACAGCAGCCCGUGGCGAUCUGCGAAGCUUGAACGAGAUCUGGGAGAAGCAGCAGGCAGCCAUCAAUGCGGAAGAGGUGCGCGACUUGAUGCUUCAGGAGGAGCGACAAAGGGCCGCGGACAGUUUGGAGCUCGAGAAGCUGAAGCACAAACAUGCUGCCGUUGACAUGGAGGCACAUCUUCUGAGCAACCGGUCCGAGAUGGCUUCAACAGCCGCCUCGGGGCAAGAAGCAGGUUGCAGCAGGCAAGAUUCGCCGCUGACAUCUUGGAGGUCUCAAUGA